Molecule: messenger RNA, 501 nt
Organism: Closterium sp. Naga37s-1
Lineage: Eukaryota; Viridiplantae; Streptophyta; Zygnematophyceae; Desmidiales; Closteriaceae
Source: the annotation of a GenBank genome assembly
AUGAGGGGAUGCGCCUUGCAUCUCUCUCCCGUUGCUGCCCUCUCUGUCUUUCCGGCUGCUUUCCCUGCCCUUCCUGCGGUCCUCUCUGCUUUCCCUGCUGCCCUCCCUGUUGCCCUCCCUGCUGCCCGCUCUGCCCUCCUUUCCUCCUUUCUUCUUCCCGCCUGUGCCACAUCGCCGCGCCCCCCUUUCAUGCACCAGGACUAUGAUGCAAAGCUGACGGACUUUGGCAUGGUGCGAGUGGGGCCGGAUAGGCAACUGCGGUCGAUUGUCCAUACCGACACCUUCUUUCUCACACGAACCCCCUCCCCUUCCCCAGGCCGCCUGGGUGUCAAGAGCGACGUCUACUCCUUUGGCGUUCUCCUGCUAGAGCUGCUUGAAGUUUACUCUGAUCCCCGCUCCCUUUCCCGACGCUUGUCCGCUCUUCCCCUCUCUCCCCCUCCCCUUCCCCAGGCCGCCUGGGUGUCAAGAGCGACGUCUACUCCUUUGGCGUUCUCCUGCUAG